Molecule: messenger RNA, 2390 nt
Organism: Athalia rosae (coleseed sawfly)
Lineage: Eukaryota; Metazoa; Arthropoda; Insecta; Hymenoptera; Athaliidae
Product: CAAX prenyl protease 1 homolog
Exons: 7
Coding region: 313-1653 (446 amino acids)
Biological process (GO): CAAX-box protein processing
Cellular component (GO): endoplasmic reticulum membrane
Molecular function (GO): metalloendopeptidase activity
Source: RefSeq, a predicted model, not a curated record
ACAUCAUGUAACUAGCGUCGCGUGGAAACAGACAAGCCAACUCGACUCUAACCCAACUCUAACCCGAUUCGAACCCGCGAUGGAAACUUAGUCAAUAAUAUCCAACGAAUAGCAGCGUUUGUCUUGCGAUUUACCGACUCGCGAUUUGCGACUUACCGACUCGCGAUUUGCGAUUUAAAGCGAUUUACAAGUCGCAUUCGUUGUUGCUGUUGAUAUUGUACUGGUGCAUACACUGUGACGGAACCCACGAAAUCACUUCGUGGUGGUUGAGCCGCAUAUGCCUUCUUCCAAUUUUUAUUGAAAAUUUCAGGCAUGGAUUUUUCCUUUAAGGAAUUCAUUGGAGAAAAUAUAAAAUAUGAACUGUUGACUCUGAUAUGGUUGCUAUGGUUUUGGGAAUUUUAUCUCGAUCGGCGUCAGACAAAUUUGAUGACGGAACUCCUCCACAUACCCCAGGAUAUAAAAGACUUGAUCACUCCAGAAGUAUACAGUAAGGCACGUCUUUACGCAUUGGAUCGAAGUAAUUUUUCACGUAUUCGAACUGUGUUUUCGACCAUAGUAACAACCGGUGUGAUAUUGUUUUUUGCAUUUCACUAUUUCUGGAAUUGGGCAGUAGAGAUUUCUGUGGCAUGUGGAAUCAGCGCAGACAAUGAGAUUCUCAUCAGCAGUGUCUGUAUGCUGUUGAUGAAUGUGGUGAGCUUGGUUGUCGAUACUCCAUUUUCUGUCUAUAAUACUUUUUGGCUUGAAGAAAAACAUGGAUUCAACAAACAGACCGUGCCCUUCUUCAUAAAGGAUCAGAUCAAAAAGUUCAUUAUAACACAAAUAAUCUUAGCACCUCUUAUUUGUGGGGUAGUCUGGAUCGUCCAAAUAGGAGGAGAUUACUUUUUCCUUUAUCUUUGGAUUUUUACAGGCAUUGUAGUUCUGUUCAUGCUCAUUCUUUACCCUGAGAUUAUUGCACCAUUGUUUGAUAAGUACUCGCCACUGCCAGAGGGAGAACUCAGAACAAAAAUCGAAGAGCUUGCAUCGUCUCUUGGUUUCCCCCUUUAUAAAUUGUACAUAGUCGAGGGAUCUAAACGAUCCUCACACAGCAACGCGUAUCUCUAUGGGUUUUACAAACACAAGAGAAUUGUACUCUACGAUACCCUAGUCAAGGAGUAUUACAAGCCUGAUGCCAAUGAUGUUGACAAACAAAAGGGAUGCGAAAACGACGAGGUUGUCGCUGUUUUAGCCCAUGAACUUGGUCACUGGAAGUUCAAUCACUCUUUCAAAUUCCUCGUCAUAUCUCAGGCGGACAUUCUUCUCAAAUUUGUCCUCUCUGCUAAGCUGCUUCAUUACCAACCAAUGUAUACAGCAUUUGGAUUUAGUGAUUCUCAACCGAUACUAAUCGGCUUGAUUAUAGUCACGACGUAUAUACUAAUUCCACUGAACACGCUAAUGGGUUUUUUAACAAACAUAACUAGUCGGGCGUUUGAAUUUCAAGCGGACAAUUUUGCUAAGAUUUUGGGUCAUUCUAUCCCACUAAAAAGUGCACUGGUUAAACUCCACAAGGACAAUUUAGGUUUUCCCAUUUAUGAUAAACUCUAUUCUGGUUGGCACCACUCCCAUCCACCUCUUCUUGAGAGACUGGAUGCACUCAAUGACAAAAAAUCGGAUUAACUUUCUAAUUCCUAGGUCUGUGAAAUGCUGCAUUACAUAAAUAAAAACGCACUUCUUGCUAAUUUUAUUAUUAAGUGACCAGACUUUCGUAGACAUUCACAGUCACUGUGUACCUCGGUACUUAUACGAUGCGGUACUUAUAUGAUGCACUUUUCAGUUUUUUUUUUAGUAUUUUACGGACAUGUAGGUGCGUACUUACGUACGUACUUUUCAAUUGAUGUCGAACAUCCGGGAAUUAAUGUACAAAUGAUAUCUAUUUGUAUAAACUGUCUGUAGUGUUAACGACAAAUAGUCCAAAGAUUAUGUCUUCAGGGGCGAAAGAUCUUGUUUGGAUAAUAUUCUCCUGCUUUCCUCCACGGACAAAACUUAUUUUCUUUUACCAAGUACGUGGGUUGAUUGUAGGAAGUUAAGUUUCUCACAACUACUGAUUACCCGAUAAUCAAUCGUAGAGAUGACUUGUUUACUAUUCACAUACUACGGAUAAAAAUUAAAUACUUUGAGUUACUACUACCUACAGCUUCUUUUGUAUAGACGUAACUAUCGACUUAAAUAUAGCUGAACAGUCUUAUGGUCUGAUAAUGCGGAAUAGAAUCGGUAAGAUUAUAAAACUGGUCAUUCGAGAGAAACGCAUAAAUCUGGCUUUUCACAGCUGCCUGGUCCAGCCUCAAGAUUAACUAUGUAUUGUGCAAUGUACAAUAUAUUAUGUGUCUACAGUACAGUUUUAUUAUAUCAAACAA